Eurytemora carolleeae is the source of this 2064-nucleotide messenger RNA. RefSeq lists its product as uncharacterized. The transcript is spliced from 5 exons. Bases 1 to 2064 code for a protein of 687 amino acids. Gene Ontology annotation, cellular component: membrane. Gene Ontology annotation, molecular function: extracellular ligand-gated monoatomic ion channel activity; transmembrane signaling receptor activity; protein binding. Gene Ontology annotation, biological process: monoatomic ion transmembrane transport. The record is from RefSeq and is a predicted model, not a curated record. Lineage: Eukaryota; Metazoa; Arthropoda; Copepoda; Calanoida; Temoridae.
AUGAAGAAGAAAACAAUUGCAUUGGAUGAAGUGAUGUUACUUCUACUAGCAACAGCCAUUUUGGUAGAGUCUUCUGGCAUAGGGGCUUCUAAUGUAGAAGCUACUUCUGUAAAGGUCAUAGAUUACAUGGAUCUACUUAUUCAAACUGCUUUUGACAAAAACACAACUGCUUUGAAAGGUGCCACUUUGAAUGUCAGUCUCCCAGCUUUGAUAUCUCCUUUUAUGGUAAAAGAAGAAUUUAUCAUGUGCUAUUCUGUUUUCUUUUUGGGUAGUAAAGCAUACAACACAUUCUCACCUACCCGCCCUGGUAAUUUCACCUUGUGGUUUGAAAUAUCUCAAUGUUCCAUUAAUGGAUGUUCAUUGUUUGUAAGCCUACCAGAUUCUUCAGGAAGUAAUCUAUAUUUAAAUGCUGGAAAAUUUGAUGCUCCUGUUUGGAUGACCAUUUGCGAGUAUAUCAACACAAGGACAGGACGUAAUUGGGUUUCUGUGCCACAGCUUAACUUCAACCAAACUUACCAUGGGAACUAUCCACAACCCCUGACCAAAUAUUCUAUGGUCAUAAAACAAUGGAAUAUCCCAGGCAAAUUUGGAAACCUCAAUGUUUACAGUACAGAUGUAACUCCUGUAUGUAGGGGUCCUGGAGAUAUCUAUGCCUGGAAUGCCUCUGACUGGAGUUUUGAGACAAAAUAUCCAAAUCUUAUAAAGACAAAAGAAACAAACAUAGAGGACAUUUGUGGAGAAACUACUAGUUUAUUUGCAGAAUUUGAACUGAAUUUCGAUGAUAUUUUGAGGCUUGUAGAAAAACUUGGUGGUGGUGAAAUUGUAGAUAUAGAUUCAAACAAUCUAACAGAUCAAAAAAUUUAUUUUCCCUACAUAGAAACAAAUGGAACUCAAUCAUUUUUCAAUAUCUAUACUAAUGGCACUCUGCCUAAAACUGCUAAUUGGUGUUCUGGUAGUCCUGCCAAAACCAAACUGGCUAGAAGAUGUCUUAUGUAUGAUGAAUGUAUUUUUGCAAACCCAUGUGAUCACAAGAGAUCUUCAUUUUUAAAAGUUUGGUCAAACUUAACAUUAACCCUGAGAGGUCUCUGUGAUGGUAGUGAGUUUGACAAGGUAUAUAAACCUAUGAUGGGUAUGGACCAUUUUAUUUAUGUGGGGAGUACUGGAACAAUUAUCAAGUUCAGCUCUGAUCAACAAGUAUGGAUUGCAUCCAAUAUACAUGACAUGAGUAAUGCUCACAUUAAAGCAAGUGGAGAUACUUAUCUUUUUGGAUUAAAUGGAUGGGUGACCUUGAGAGAUAAAUCUUGUGAUUUAAGAGAUUUUAAUGUCAGUUUCUCUUUUUGCUCUGCUCAGGAAUUUACUUGUAAUGAUGGUUUUUGUAUUCGGCUUGAAAAAAGGUGCAACCAUGAAACAGACUGUAGGGAUGGAUCAGAUGAAGUUGAUUGCAACAUUUUGCGACAAAAGCCAGGAUAUAAUAAACAACUGGCCCCCAAGCAAGAUGCUUUCUUUACAACUGCUGAAAAUGAUCAGCGUCUAUCAGUAAAUGUUUCUGUUACAAUUAUUGACAUCUUAAACAUUGAUGAAGUAAACCAAGAAAUUAAAGCAAAAAUGAUGGUUUUGCUGGAGUGGAAUGACUCUGGUCUCACCUUUGCCAACUUAAAGGAGCAUAGAUCACAAAAUAUGCUGACAGUUGAAGAAAUAGAAGCAAUUUGGACUCCUGAGUUGUAUUAUGAUGAUAUAAACAUAUACUAUCGGGAGGAGAAUGAGAAGAAUGUUGUAUUGGUGGAGAUGACAAAACCAAAUUUUACAACUCUCAAAUUAAAUCAUGUAUCCAAUGAACGAGUAUUUGGCAGUGAUACAUUUGUCCUACUUCAAAGAUGCAUAAAAAGUUAUACUUUUAUUUGCAAUUUUGACAUGACUAUGUCCCCCUUUGAUAUUCAAACUUGUAGUUUAAACUUCUCCUUGAUACACCAUCAGAACUUUUCAGCACGAUUGAACCCUGCAAUUCUAACCAAUCAAGGGUCAGAUGAUGUAAACCAGUACUCCAUUUACAGGCAAUACUUUUAA